GGGCACAUCAGAGCCCCGUUCUCAGACGUUGUAUUUCACCUUUUUUCCUUUGGUGUCCCAGCGUUCUUGACGGUGGAUGCCAGCUCAGUGUUUUCAACUGUGACCACUGCAUCCGUCCAGACGAUAAAAACUCGAGCCUUCCGAUAUCCUACCUGAGUGAUCGAUGUUCUGCAUUGAUUCGGGAAUCCCCUCACCAGCAGGAACUUCGCCCCCUAAGAGUCGGAUGCCGACAGCUACAGCAUAGCCCGUCAUAUGCGAAAAGCAUACGCGAAUAUAGCAAGGCACAUGGGCACGUCUGCAGCCCGGUAGCGGCAUAUCUACGACUUGUCAGAUUGCGGUCGUAGAAAUAGGCUCCCGUAUCAGAUCCCAGCAAGUGGAUUUCAUUCUGGUCCGAUGUUAUGGAGUCGAAGUCAAAAACUGAGACUUGUAUAUGCGUGUUUGUAUACGAUAUUCUCCUGGCACCCCUUCAAUCUCCUUUACUUACCCUCACCAUCGCAUGAUGUGGGAGCCAGAACUCCCGCGACCGUUACCUGCGUACUUCCUGCAAGAAGUAUUUUCCACAGCACCAAUUUACGACCUCAUUUUAUGCGAUCUGAGCCCUCGCACCCUCGUAUGGCUCUCGCGCACAUGUUGUCGCGCACAUGAGGCAGUAACUCACUUUAUCUGCCGUGCGUACAACAUCAACCGACACUUGUCUCGUUGUUUCCCGGAUCCCCUUGCAUUUCGGUCCCUCCAAGCACGCACCGGACUAGUCAUUUCAGGCUCCAAUACGUUGCAGUUCCUUGAUAGGAGCUUUUAUCCCGAAUCAGAUCUUGACCUCUACGCUCAUCCUGGUCACGUUUACGAGGCGCUGGAGUGGCUCGAGUCUGUUGGGUAUAAAUUCCAACCUGAGGCGUGGAAACAACAACAACGGGACUGGCGUGAUGAAGUUUCAGCUGACUGGGAUGGUACAGCAAGAAGAAUCACUGACCACGGAGAAAUGACGAUCGAUUUUGAACCAGACAUGGAGUACUCUGAGGUCGCAGGUGUUUACACCUUCACGCGCUCUGUAGCUAUGGACACAGGGACCGUAGUGCUCAAGGUCCAAAUCAUUGCAACAAAGUGCAAUCCUAUCCAGACUAUCACGCAAUUUCAUUCAACUUGCGUGAUGAAUAUUAUCACGUUCGAUGCAGCUUAUUCCUUUUACCCUGUUGCAACCUUCGAGGAGCGAAUGGCUAUCCAGAUCCCCGGGUCGAAUCGCUUGGAUGUCGUUAAAAAGUAUGUGCAGAGGGGUUGGAGAGUCUAUGCAGUAUUCGGGCCGGAACAUGUCACUCACCCCCAACUAUUUCUUUUAAACGAGAAGAGGUGGGUGGGUGAUCGUCACUGUUGGUCCAUUCCUCUGGACACUACAGGGGUCACGCCUCGUCCAGCAUUGUCCCUAUCCUCAGAACACUUCUCUUGGGACCCCUCGAUCCAGAAUGGCUGGAUAAUGGAGUGUGAAGGCGUUUCCGCCGUCACUCAUGUACCAAGAAUGCGCACUCAUCUGGUCAUGAUCACCGUUUUCCGUUACAACUAUAACUUUCCUGACGACAAACUUACCAAGGCAAUCCGUAACUGGUCGCUUUCUCAGGGCCAACUUAACCACGCACAAUUAACAAAACAGAACUGGAUAUGGUUCGACGCUGAAAUUCCAAGGUUCCGGGGGGUGCUGAGUUCUCAUGAGCAGUAAUGCUCGAAAUGUACGAAUUAUUGGGGAAGAUGUAACAUCUGUUGUCGGGCAUAAAACCUUCAUGACAGCUGGCUACUGAAUUUCAAAAUGCCAACCUUGGGCUUUGUUGGUCGGGCAUGAAGUGAAACUUUUGGUGUCGAUCGUAGUGUCAAGACAUUGGACCAGUCGGCUUUUGGUGAAAUGAUGAGCUCCAACCAGGUCGACAAAGGUCUGACAAUUUUCAAGUGCUCAGCAUCUGAGGCCACGCCCUCUUAUGUAGUGG
Suillus subaureus is the source of this 1970-nucleotide messenger RNA. RefSeq lists its product as uncharacterized. The coding region runs from base 431 to 1708 and encodes 425 amino acids. Lineage: Eukaryota; Fungi; Basidiomycota; Agaricomycetes; Boletales; Suillaceae. The transcript has 3 exons. The record is from RefSeq and is a predicted model, not a curated record.